Molecule: messenger RNA, 2597 nt
Organism: Hypoxylon trugodes
Lineage: Eukaryota; Fungi; Ascomycota; Sordariomycetes; Xylariales; Hypoxylaceae
Exons: 2
Coding region: 66-2417 (783 amino acids)
Molecular function (GO): protein binding
Source: RefSeq, a predicted model, not a curated record
GCAGCGUUUUGCCGCUCACAUAUCCUCAUGCAUACGACGUACUAUACUAGUUAAUCUCUGUCGUCAUGCCUCCAAGGACCCUUCCCGUCGACAAUUUUAUCUGUAGGUCCUGCUUGUUGGCUUUACGAAAGCGCACUCCCGUUGCGCAAUGGGCACUCCGACGCUCUUCUUCGCAAGCUGCGCAAUCUUUCGCUUCAACGACCCGAUCCCGCCUAACGAGCGAACAAGAAGCCGAACGUCUGAAAACCUUAGAAACAUUAGGUCUUCUAAAAGAAAGCAAGGAUGACGAGAUAUCAGUCAACUAUUUUGAACAGGGGAAAGGUGGAAAUCUACGGCGUCUACGAAACCAGGACGAGUUUACCCAAUCAAUGACAGACCCGGGAGGUCAAGCCGAAACCCGCUUGAAGGAGAUGGAAAAAGAGCUAGAGCAAGCCACACAGUUUUCAAAAAUUGUCGAGGAGAUUUGGGGGAAGCAAGGUGCCGAGAAAUUACGAAAACGAGCUGCGUCCCAAGAUGAGUCCUUACCGAAACCCUCACUACUCCUACCUGAGGAGGAGUGGCCGGCACCACAAGAACGAAAGCAUAUCGUCCAGUUAAACAAUAUGAUACGGACUGUGGGCAGAAAAACUCGUGGUGGUGUCCUUGGACCCAAGCAAAUAAACUCGUUAUGGAGGUACUAUUCUGCUGCUCGGAUAGCUUUGUCGAAGAGGUGGGAGUUGGUUCACGAGGAUAUAUGGGAUUUGCUAUGGCAGAUUCUAGCCGCAGAUCAUCCUAAUAACCCCAACCGAAUGUCCCAUAUCCACACAUUAGCAAAGGAUAUGCAGAAGGCCGGUGUAACCCUACGCGAUGACCAACAACUACUUGCACUCGAGGCCACCUUCAUAACCGGGUUUAAAGAAGAGGCGAUUACAACACAUAAAAAGUUUGUAACUACCCUAGGGACGAGACCAGAAACCUUUGUGGAGUUUUGGCAACUUGGUCUCCGAAUGUAUUGUUUAACAGGCGAUACAACUCGAGCUGAACGGGUUGUCAACACUCUUUUCGAGUCUCCUUUCGAGAAGGAUCCACGAUUCCUAUUACCAUUUAUUCGUAUGUGUGCUGAGAAUCCUGCGACGGUAGAAAAGGGAUUCGAACUAUACCAACGGUUGCGAUCUGAGUUGGGCGACUCGAUUACAAUCGAUGACUAUGACCAAGUCAUUUCCUACUUCUUAGCCUCGAAUGAGACCGAGUAUGCGUUUUAUACAUUCAUCGAGAUGAUGACAUCCGACACCAUCGACCUACGCGGAGGCCAAAGGGGAGCUGCUAGUGUGGCUAGCCCCUUUUUCUACGGCAAAUGGUUGAAACGACUAAUAGGAGCUGGUGAUCUCCAGGGUGCUUACAACGUCUUGCUUCACAUGAAGUCCAAAGGUGUUAUGCCCCAAGCUAUUGUAGUCAAUGGUCUAAUUGGUGCAUAUUUAAGGUCGGGCACUGCUGGCAAUAUGCAAAAAGCCGAGGAAAUUGCUUGGUCUAUGAUCAACACCAGGAUGCAGUUUCUAAGUAUUAGAAAGGAUAUGAAGAACUUGGCCUCUUUCGUCAGGCUACGACAGUGUGGAGAGGGUUGGCCAAGAGCGAACCUGGAAACGUUCUCGCUACUUGCUGAGAAUUAUAAAGAACGUGGCUUACAUCCCAAGAUGGAACAAUUAUGGGCGGCAUUUAGGGAGGCAGAAAUCCCUCCCAAUUCGUUCAUUCUAAACCAGUUGCUGUUCUCCUACCUUCAAGAUGGGCAGGGUAAACGUCUCGCAGAGCUCUCUCGAGAUUUGACCAGCCAAUAUCAGGUUGAGCCAGAUUCAUGGACCUUUAUGGCUCUUUGGCAGGCCUUACCAAUCAAUCGUCUUAUCCAGGUACAACCAGAACAGUUCCGUGAGGAGAUAUUCAACACUCGAUCGCUGUUUGCUGAGAUGGCUGAAUCCGCCCAUAUCUUUGCCGAGAAUGGUGUCGAUGCCCCAUUAGCAAGAACUGUAUUACAUACGUUCCGCAAAGUGGAUGAUAAGUACGGUCUUCUUUUGGCGUACCGAGCAUUCCGGCAGGUAUUCAAAUUUACACCUCCAGAUAUUAUUAUACUUGAAUUAGUUGUAGGGUCAAUGGACCUAGAAAAAUUAGCAAAGGGCAGGGAUGGCCAUCGAUUGAUGUACGCGAGUAAGGAAGUUGAAAGUCAUAUGAGGCGAAGGCACCAGGAACUUAUCGCCUCCGGGGAACUUGGGGCGAGCGACGAUAUACCGGAAGAUGUGAAGAGGGAAGAGUUGGGAAAUUUCUUGGAACAAUACCUACAAGGCCAAAUUGCGCGCCUUGAGGACGAGAAUAAGGCGCAAUUGCUUAUACAAGCUGCCGUGGAGAUGGGCUUGCACGGUGAGGUGCAAAGCCUCCCAGUAGACGCCUGAUAUAUAACAGUCUUUCGACACAUAUACCCCGUCUCCUCUUAUCCCUUCCGUCCGUUUCAAUGUCUAGGUGCUUCUGAUUAUAUCAAGUGAAGCGUAUUCUAGAUUUCAAGAGAAGCACACAUGUACUACAGUAUGUACAGUAGAGCGGGGUCUUCAGCAGAUAAGAUAAGAUUAGAGCUG